AUGGGGGCAACAAGUUACGGCUACUAUCGCGUGACCAUCUUCUUCGCCAUGUUCAUGGGCUACAUGCUGUACUUCUUCAACAGAAAAACAUUCUCCUUUGUCAUGCCCUCAGUGAUGGAUGAGAUUAAAUUAGACAAAGAUGAUUUGGGUCUGAUCACCAGCAGCCAGACCUUGGCCUACGCCAUCAGUAAAUUCAUCAGCGGCGUGUUGUCGGACCAGAUCAGCGCUCGCUGGCUUUUCUCCAUCGGCCUGUUUGUGGUGGGAAGCAUCAAUGUGGUCUUCUCCUGGUCUUCCACGGUCCCCAUGUUCUCACUGCUGUGGUUCAUUAACGGCCUGGGACAGGGUUGCGGAUGGCCACCAUGUGGGAAGGUGCUCCGCAAGUGGUUUGAACCAUCCCAGUUUGGAACGUGGUGGUCUGUGCUGUCCUGCAGCAUGAACUUGGCAGGGAGUCUGGGGCCAAUCCUGGUUACAAUGCUCCUUCACUACUAUGACUGGAGGAGCAUCUUAACUAUGUCAGGUGUCUUCUGCGCUACCUUCUCGCUUGUGACUGUGGUGUGGGUGAAGAACGAGCCAAAGGAUGUCGGCCUGCCUGCUAUUGAGGCGGCACCCAAGAAGGGGGCAAAGAGAUGUAACAGUGAGAGCACCCUGAGUGAGUUCCUCCUCUCCCCAUUUCUUUGGGUGCUGUCUCUGGGCUACCUCGUGGUGUUUGGGGUGAAAACAGCAGCAACUGACUGGGGCCAGCUUUUCCUCAUGCAGGAGAAAGGCCAGACUGUUCUUAUGGGCAGUACUUACAUGAGUGCCUUGGAGGUGGGCGGCUUUGCGGGCAGCCUUGCAUCUGGUUUAAUCUCUGACAGAGCCGUUGCUAGAUCUGGUCUAGGCACACAUGGGAACCCUCGACACGGACUACUCAUUGUCAUGAUGGCUGGCAUGUACGUGUCCAUGUAUCUCUUCAGGGUCACCAUCACACCUGAAAUUCCAAAGGAGGCUCCUCUUUGGCUCCAAGUCAUCCAUCCCAUUUCUGUGCUCAUCGGUGUCUCGGAAAAAGAGAUCUGGAUUCUCUUUCUUGGUGCUAUGUUUGGAUUUUCCUCUUACGGGCCGAUUGCCUUGUUUGGGGUGAUCGCAAGUGAAAGUGCUCCUUCCAAUUUUUGUGGAACCUCACAUGCUAUCGUAGCUCUGAUGGCUAACGUGGGGGCUUUUAUGGCUGGACUUCCCUUCAGUACUAUUGCCAAACAACACAGCUGGGACAUGGCCUUCUGGAUAGCAGAAGUCUUCAUGGCCGUCACCACCGUUUUGUUCUUCCUCAUCCGCAACAUGCGUACCAAGAUGGGAAGAAGAGAAAAACUGGACUGAUUUAUGCGAAGUUUACACACAGCGUGGACAAAAAUAUACACAAAAUUUAAUUAAUUAGGGGUCAAAUAUGGUCAUAUUAGUUAAUUCUUGUUCUUGUCAGGACAUUUUGGAACACUUUGAGGAAGAGUUAUUUCUGCUCCGGCAUGAUUGUACCACAGAACACAAAGCAAGGUCCAUCAAGGUGUGCUUGGUUUCUUAUGAAAGCGCCUUGACUUCACCAAAUACCUUCGAGCUCAACGCCAACAAGACUUUGUGAGCCAAGUGCCCUCAUGUUCAACACCAGUGACCUCACAAAUAUUCAUAACAGACAACAGCUGCCAAAGAUGCACUUUGAAGUCUCCCUGGAAAAGAGUAAGCUUAUAAUAUUUAUAAAAAAAAAAAAAAGCCAAAUGAUAACAAUUCUGAAUGUUUUCUAAUAGGGUUGUCUAUACAGUCUAGAAUCUAGACUGACUACAUUUGCACUUAGUUGGUAGCAUUAAUCAUUGUCGUCAAUGAUUGGAAAUAAGGUUUCACGGGAAAAUCUACCUUUAGUUUUCUACACUUCUUAGAUGACACAAUAUCAAGCAAAAUUUUUGAUGCAGUCAGACAAAAUCACUUGAGUUCAUUUUCAAUACUUGUACAGGUUCAUAGCUUACGUUGAAGGUUAAAGGUUAUUGGACAGUGUUUUUAAACUAUCGUAUGUGUGUGUCUCAGGGGUGCAGCAUAUUGAAAAAUAUAAAUUUUAAAAAAAUAUAAAAAAAUUUGUAGGCCUAAAGAGUCAGUCCAAUGCUCUUCAACUAAUUUCUCUCGCUUACUGCACCUCUAGUGUUUUGUCAAUUAAUAAUGGGAACAAACUCAGUGCCAUUAGGGAAUCACUGUAAUUUGAUGUAAUCUUACAGUUGAAGCCAAAUAAAUGUGAAGUGAUUGGUUUAAAAAAAACAUGUCGUUUAUUGGAUGUCCAAAGUGUACCCAAAAGUCAGCUGCGACUGGAAUGAAAACAAUCAGUAUUGUAUAUCUGUACAGGACAAGUUUUUAUUUGCUAUAAUUACAACAUUACAAUGAUAAAAAUGACUACAUUGCAAUAACAACAUAACAUUUCCCACAUGGGUACCUUGUCAAAGUGCAGUAUUUCAAAUUAAGACAUGUUUCAACUGAAGCUGUCCAUGGUGCUGAAUCUUACAUUUCUAAAUGACUGCAUUGCAAUAACAACAUAACACUUUUUUGGGUACCAUGUCAACUCCAAAGUGCAGUAUUUCAAAUGAAGACAUGUUUCCACUUGAGCUGUCCAUUGUGCUGAAUCUUACAUUUACAAUAUAACGAUAGAGCGAAAUUCAUCCAUCUUUUUUUCCUAACUGUUUAUCUGAGCUGACUUCGGGCUGACUUUUUUUCCAAUUUGAUUUUCCCCCGCAAACCAGCCAUUUUUUUCCAUCACUGCCCCAAGCCCAGCAAAUCCAUCACCUUGUUUACAAUUGAUGUGUGGUCUCGCAAAUGAAUCAUGAUGCGUUCAAGGGCAGCUCAGAAAAAUGUCAAUCUUUUAUAAA
Syngnathus acus (greater pipefish) is the source of this 2870-nucleotide messenger RNA. Its product is annotated as glucose-6-phosphate exchanger SLC37A4-like. The transcript has 9 exons. Gene Ontology annotation, biological process: glucose-6-phosphate transport; phosphate ion transmembrane transport. The coding region runs from base 1 to 1350 and encodes 449 amino acids. Gene Ontology annotation, cellular component: endoplasmic reticulum membrane. NCBI's taxonomy places the organism in Eukaryota, Metazoa, Chordata, Actinopteri, Syngnathiformes, Syngnathidae. The record is from RefSeq and is a predicted model, not a curated record. Gene Ontology annotation, molecular function: glucose 6-phosphate:phosphate antiporter activity.